CCACAAGACACAAUUCGACCGAUGGGGCUGAAGCAGAAAACUGGAAGUCGUGCAUCUUUUCCUCAGCCGGCAUGUAAAUAAAGACUACUUUAAUGCGCGUUUUAUUUAAACGCUCUCUCCUAUUUAUUCUAUAAAACGGUACGGCGUGUGCGGCACUCCGAAAAGUACCAUCAGUAGCAACUUCGUUGUGGGGUGGAAUUUAGUGUGUCCUCAUGAAACAGUGAAAUGCUGCCCUCGAGUCCAGAGCUGCGACUUCUCGGGCUUUUGUCCUGUUUUUUCAUUUUUCAAGUCACGAAUGCCAAGAGAGAUUUAAAAAGCGCUUGUAGUACCUGCCAGCGGAUGACUGACAACUUCCAAAAGGGCUAUGAGAGAACUGCAAAGCAAAAUUUUGGUGGGGGGAAUACAGCCUGGGAGGAAAGGAAGCUGUCUAAAUAUGAGACAAGCGAGAUCCGACUGAUGGAGAUCGUCGAGGGGCUGUGCGAUAGCAGCAGCUUCGAGUGCAACCGGAUGCUCGAAGAACACGAGGAGCAGUUGGAGACAUGGUGGUUUAAAAGGAAAAACAAACAUCCUGAUUUGCAUAAAUGGUUCUGCAUUGACACCAUCAAAGAGUGCUGUCCAAAAGGCACAUUUGGACCCGACUGCAAUGCUUGCGUCGGCGGCUCCGAGAGACCGUGUCACGGGAACGGCAAGUGCGACGGCGACGGAACCCGCGGAGGGGACGGCAGGUGCACGUGUGACGUGGAGUACAAGGGGGACUUCUGCCUGGACUGCAUCGACGGCUACUUCAACGAAGUGCGCAACGACACCUUCUCCCUGUGCACGGAAUGCCAUUCCUCCUGCAAGACCUGCAGCGGUGGGGCAACCCAGCAGGACUGCGACGAGUGCAAGGAUGGUUGGGAGGAGGAUGAGCAGGAAGCCUGCAUCGAUGUGGACGAGUGCUCCAAAGACUCACCUCCGUGCCAAGGAAACGAAUACUGCGUCAACACGGAAGGCUCUUACUCCUGCAAGGGAUGUGAUCAAGCUUGCACGGGAUGCACUGGCGCCGGUGCAGACAAGUGCAAGGCGUGCGCCGGCGGCUACCAGGACACUGAGGGCACCUGCUCAGAUAUUGACGAGUGUUCGGGGGCCGAGCCGAUGUGCACCGAUGAGCACCAGCAGUGCGUCAAUACCAGUGGCGGCUACAAGUGCGUCUGCUCCGCCGGCUACGAGGACCACGAUGGAGAGUGUGUCCAAAAGCCACAAGAAGAGGAGCCAGCGGUAUCCGAGACAGAUGAGAGUCCACAUAUGGAGCUCUGAUGUGGAACAGGGCACUGACCGGGAAGACCUUCGGGGGAGGAAUAUUUGACGCUGCUCAUUUUAAAAACAAGGAAAUGCACUUCCAGAACUUAUACGGCAGCCGGGUUGGGGGAGCAGUGUUUUCUACCUGUGGACCAAGGAGUCUAUGCCGUUUCUCUCUGCUGUGCUCAAUUGGUCCGUACUUGUCUUGUUUUAAAAGUAAAUAAAGGUGUUACAAAUAAA
Hippocampus zosterae (dwarf seahorse) is the source of this 1518-nucleotide messenger RNA. RefSeq names its product cysteine-rich with EGF-like domains 2 (gene creld2). Lineage: Eukaryota; Metazoa; Chordata; Actinopteri; Syngnathiformes; Syngnathidae. Gene Ontology annotation, molecular function: calcium ion binding. Bases 226 to 1296 code for a protein of 356 amino acids. The transcript is spliced from 10 exons. The record is from RefSeq and is a predicted model, not a curated record.